Messenger RNA from Nezara viridula (southern green stink bug), 1072 nucleotides. NCBI's taxonomy places the organism in Eukaryota, Metazoa, Arthropoda, Insecta, Hemiptera, Pentatomidae. The record is from the annotation of a GenBank genome assembly.
AAGUAAUGUAAGAGGAUGUUUAAAGUGUUUUGGUUUUAGUAUUUUUGUAAUUUCAGCUAACAUUCCUAUUGUAAUGGAUAAGUAUGUUAGAUUAGAAAAAAUUGGUGAAGGAACAUACGGUAUUGUUUAUAAAGCAAAACAUAAAGAAACAGGAAAGAUAGUUGCAUUAAAAAGAAUUAAGUUAGAUGCGGAAUCCGAAGGGAUUCCUUCUACUACAUUGAGGGAAAUCGGAUUAUUAAGAGAACUAAAACAUCCAAAUAUAGUUGCACUUUUAGAUAUUGUUUUCAGUGAAGAUAGUAAUUUAUUUAUGGCAUUUGAAUAUAUGCUAGAAGAUUUAAAAAAAUUUUUGGAUGGAAGGAGGAAAGAAUUACCGAAGACCAUUAUCAAAAGUUAUAUGCAUCAGUUACUGAGUGCCAUUUGUUAUUGCCAUUUACAUUUAAUAGUACAUCGAGAUUUAAAACCCCAGAAUCUUCUAUUGGCUGCAGAUGGUCAUAUAAAACUUGCUGAUUUUGGUUUGGCACGCUCAUUUGGUCUACCAUUGAGGAAUUAUACUCAUGAGGUUGUCACUCUGUGGUAUCGUGCACCAGAGAUACUGCUUGGAGCUAAAGUUUAUACAUCUUCAGUGGAUAUUUGGAGUCUAGCCUGUAUCUUUGUGGAACUACUAACAUUGAAACCUCUCUUUCCUGGCGAUUCGGAAAUUGAUCAACUUUUUCGAAUAUUCAGGACCAUUGGAACACCUAAUGAAGCCAUGUGGCCUGGUGUAACACAGCUUCCUGAUUAUAAUCCAAUGUUCCCUAAAUGGGAAUCUCAACCAGUUGAGGAUUUUGUUAGUGACGAUUUGGAUUUCUAUACAAAGGAUUUGCUUGGUAAAAUGAUUACCUAUGAUCCUGAGAAAAGAGUUAGUGCAAAAGUAGCUUUAAACCACAAGUAUUUUGAUAAUGUCAAAUUGGUUCCUCUUCCAGUAUGAUGAAAAAAAGUCAUGUCUUAUUUUAAAUUAUCUUUUUAUGUAUCUUUUUGAUUUUUACAAAUGUAUUAAAAGGAUAUAAGGAAUACAGAAUGAUAAAAUGAGGAU